This is a messenger RNA of Aspergillus chevalieri, 3912 nucleotides long. RefSeq lists its product as uncharacterized. Gene Ontology annotation, biological process: DNA integration. The coding region runs from base 1 to 3912 and encodes 1303 amino acids. The transcript has a single exon. NCBI's taxonomy places the organism in Eukaryota, Fungi, Ascomycota, Eurotiomycetes, Eurotiales, Aspergillaceae. Gene Ontology annotation, molecular function: nucleic acid binding. The record is from RefSeq and is a predicted model, not a curated record.
AUGGCGCAUUAUUUUCCAGAACGACCUAGGAAAUACAACGACAGCUGUCCUUGUUGGGAUUGGAACUGUGCAUGCAGAGGAUAUCUACUGCAUCCAGAGCAUUCAAGUAUGCACUGGACUGCAUGUUAUGAAGAUGACUGCAUAGUUCAUUUUGAGAUCAAGGAUUAUUACCCAAGUCCACGACGUCUACGGCAACCAAGAUGGCAAGCGAGCCUAUCAGCGACACAACGGGGAUACCACUUGAAAUUUACGACACCAGUUCUCAAUCAACUAGCCAGAGUGAUGGUUGACUCAGGAGCUACUGGAAAUUACAUGGAUCCUAGAUUCCAGCGACAAUUGGGGAUCUUAGGAAUUGAGAAGGCGCAGCCAGAGCCUAUCUCAGGACUGAAUGGUGAGAAUUUGGGAAGUCACCUGACGGUCGAAUCGGGAUUUGUCCCUAUGGCUGUAGCGGAUCAUGAAGAAAGGAUCAAUUUCGACGUGACACCGCUGGGACAAUACGAUAUAGUGUUGGGGAUUCCAUGGCUCAGGAAUCACAACCCGGAAAUCAACUGGAAAACUGGACAAAUGAACUUUGCAAAUUGCGAUUGCCCAAGAACAAUGAAAGGACCGAGUCAACGGGAGGCCGGGACCUCACCACGAUCUACAGGCAGGAGACCUGGUAGAUACGUGAAGCAACCGAGAGGUGGGUUGAGAAUGAAUAACAGAGAAACGAAUGACACAGCGACGAAUAUUGUUUUAGCAGCCACCAGGGCCUCAGAACGACAUUGGCUGAUGAAUUUACCCGGAUGGGCACCGGACACGACCCAGAAGUAUUGCGAAUACUUGAUGGACGAGGAUAUACCCAAGAGAUCAGCGCCGAUUGAGGAAUAUCGCUCAGAAAGAGUUGAUAGCAACCAAGAAGCAUCAGACUCAGAGCUAGGCUCAUGGGAAUGGAUUGACCAUAAGGAGCUAGCAGCAACGACUCAGGAACCACAGAUUCCACAGGAGUAUAUUGAGUUUCAGCACUUGUUCAAGCAGCCUGAACGACCUGAACUACCAGACCAUGGACCACACGAUCAUCGCAUACCCCUUAUGGAAGGGAAGACACCGACAUGCAAGAAAAUUUACCCGAUGUCAGAACGAGAAUCGAAAAUACUACGGGAAUAUAUCGAAGAACAAUUGGCGAAAGGAUUCAUCAGACCAUCGACAUCACCAGCAGGGCACGGAGUCCUAUUUGUACCGAAAAAGGAUGGAAGCCUACGACUAUGUGCAGAUUAUCGACCACUCAACGCCAUCACCAUCAAAGAUCGACACCCAUUACCACGAGUUGAUGAAAUGCAAGACCGAAUUAGAGGAGCAAAAUGGUUUACCAAAUUUGACCUUGUGGACGCCUACAAUCGACUACGAAUUGCCAGAGGAGAAGAAUGGAAAACGACCAUCAGAACGAAAUAUGGACAUUAUGAAUAUUUGGUCAUGCCAUUUGGGCUUACCAACGCACCAGCAUCAUUCCAACGAUUCAUCUAUGAUGUACUUGGAGUAUAUCUCGACAUCUUCGUGAUAGUCUACCUUGAUGACAUCUUGGUCUUCUCCAGCACCUUCGAAGAACAUGUGCAGCAUGUCAAAAAAGUACUGCAAAAACUUGAGGAAGCGAAGCUACGAUUGAAGUUGAAGAAGUGCGAAUUCCAUGUUCAGGAAACCGAGUUCUUAGGACACUGGAUCACUACAGAGGGAAUCCAGAUGGAUAAGAACAAAGUUCAAGCAAUCUUGGAUUGGCCAGAACUGAAGAACACCAAGGAAGUUCAACAGUUUACAGGACUUGUGAACUACUACCGACGAUUCUUGAAGGACUACUCACAAUUCAUGACACCACUGUUCAAAUUGUUGAAAAAGGGACAAGAGUUUCAAUGGGGACCAGAACAACGACAAGCGUUUCAACAAGCCAAGGAAAGAAUUGUAUCUGCACCAGCACUUGUGCAGUUCGACCCAGAAAAGGAAACCACGAUUGAAACAGAUGCAUCAGACUAUGCCAUUGGUAUGAGGAUGACUCAACCAGGACCAGAUGGAAAACCACGAGCCGUUGCAUUCCACUCACGAAAACUAGUUCAAGCAGAAUUGAACUAUGACAUCCAUGACAAGGAACUGCUAGCCAUAGUGGUAGCAUUCAAGACUUGGAGAGUCUAUUUGGAAGGAGCACAACACACUGUACUUGUGAAAACAGAUCACAAGAAUCUGACCUUCUUCACAACAACCAAAGAGUUGACUCGAAGACAGGCCAGAUGGGCUGAAGUACUAUCGCAAUAUGACUUCAAGAUCAUCCACUGCAAAGGAAAUGAGAAUGGACAAGCAGACGCACUCAGUCGACGACCAGACUAUGAGAUCAAGGACAGAACGAUCAACCCAGCGAUAUUGAAAACCAACGAAGAUGGAACCAUCAGCUAUAACCACCAGGUGUUAGCAGCAACGAUGCAUACCUCAAACGAACCUUUGGAAAAGAAAAUCAUUGAAGAAACACAGAAAGAUAAGAUGAUCCAGGAUAUGAUUGAAAACUCAGCAGAAAACGACAAAUUGACCACUGACAACAAUGGAUUAGUGUAUUUGCACAACCUCAUCUAUGUGCCAAAGAGCAUGAGAAAUGAGAUCAUCAGCAUGCACCAUGACACUCCACCCCACGGACAUUUGGGAACAGAGAAAACAGCUGAACAAAUCAUGAGAAACUACUACUUCCCAAACACGCGAAAAGUUGUUCAAGAAUAUGUGAAGAACUGUGAAACUUGCAUUCGAGAUAAGGCAGCAAGACAUCAACCCUAUGGGAAAAUGCAAUCCCCGGAUGCUCCAACACAUCCAUGGGAAUGGGUUACCAUCGACUUCAUCACACAGUUACCGACAUCACAAGGAUAUGACUCGAUCACAGUCAUCACAGAUCGAAUGACCAAAUAUAUUCAUUUGGUGCCAGCCAAAGGAACCAUGACCGCAGCAGAUAUGGCACAGAUAUUCCUGAAGCAUGUCAUCACCAACCACGGAAUGCCUCAGAAGAUCACCUCAGACAGAGACAAACUGUUCACUUCAAAAUUCUGGACGACACUCACGAACUUGAUGGGUAUAGAGCACCGCCUCACCACAGCCUACCACCCACAAGCAAAUGGCCAAACCGAACGAACCAACCAAACAAUUGAACAAUACCUACGGCACUACAUCAAUUACGAACAAGAUGAUUGGGUUAGAUUCCUACCCAUGGCACAGUUUGCAUAUAACAAUGCAGAGCAUUCAACACUCAAAGUAACGCCAUUUUACGCCAAUUAUGGAUACCACCCAGUGCUAUAUGAAAAGCCACGACUACAAGAGUCCACAUCAGAAGCGGCAAAUGAGACAGUCCAAAAGCUGAAGAACUUACACCAACAAAUGUCAAGAGACAUCGACUUCAUGAACCUACGAGCGGCUAUAUAUUACGACAAGCACCACGGAGAGGGACCUACCUUGAAGAGGGGGGAAAAAGUAUUCCUGCUCCGCAGAAAUAUCAAAACAAAACGACCAAGUCAAAAGCUCGAUCACCAGAAGAUUGGACCUUUCACCAUUGAAGAAAAAACAGGACCAGUGAAUUAUCGCUUGAAACUACCGAAAUCAAUGAAGCGCAUACAUCCAGUAUUUCACAUCUCGCUAUUGGAACCAGCACCGAAAAACGCCAUACCAACAGAAAACAUUGAAAUCGAAAGCGAAGAUGAUGAAUAUGAAGUGGAACAAGUUCUGGAUUACCGACAAGUCAAUGGACGACCAUGUUACUUGAUCAAAUGGAAAGGAUACGAUACCUCUGAGAACACAUGGGAACCUAUUGCGAACUUGACUGGUUGCCACCAGUUGGUGAAGGAAUACCACCAGCGACGAUCGAAUCGAAAUUCUCCCAGAAGGAAGGAGAAUCCAUCAUCUGAGUCAAACUAG